Messenger RNA from Funneliformis caledonium, 717 nucleotides. The record is from the annotation of a GenBank genome assembly. NCBI's taxonomy places the organism in Eukaryota, Fungi, Glomeromycota, Glomeromycetes, Glomerales, Glomeraceae.
AUGCUUGUAAUCGCAGGAUUUGCACAUAGUUUUUUAUUAUUAUUACAAUAUCCUGAUUUUACAAAUCUUACAGAAAAUACAUCAUCAUCUACAUUAUUUACGGGUGAUUCAACUGAACUUAAAAUUCAAAAAGAUUUUGAUCGAACUGAAGAUAACCCAGCUAAAAAUUUCAUUAUCUCAUUUCUUUCAACAUUUAAUUGGUUAAGUGGUAAUUUUUCACAACAGGACACAUGGAACUUUUGGGCAGUAAAAGUUAUCACUUUUAUUGGUAGCAUUCUUUUAGUAACCAUUUUACAAAAUAUGUUUAUUGCUUUUAUGGGGGGUGUGUUUUCUAAAGCAUAUGAGAAAGGUCGUGUUACAUUUUUACGAUUUCGUGCCUCAUUAAUUUCAGAUUAUGAGGCAUUAGAUGAAAUAUAUUUUUCUCCUCCAUCACCAGAACCAAAAUAUAUUUAUUAUAUAGGUAAAUCAAAAAGUUAUGAUAAAUGGGAUGCGAAUGUUGAAAAAUAUAAGGAAAAAACCUUAUAUGAGGAUUAUGAAAAGGAAAUGGAAAAAGAAAUUAGUUUUACUGAGGUUGAUAAUAAAGGUGCUAAAGAAGAAGAAAUUAGUAUUCAUGAUCUUAAUAAUAAGAUUAAUGAUCUUAAUCGUAGGAAUGAUGAGAUCAAUAGUAAGAUUGAUAAAUUACUCAAUGCAAUGCAAUCAUUAAGUAAAGUAAAUUAG